AUGACUGAUGUGCCUGCGGAAACGGUGACGGUGCUGGCUGAAGCGGUAGCAGUGCUUGCCGACGCGGUAAUGGUGCUGGCGCUCGUGGUCGAUGGUGAGCUUAUGCUGCUCAGGAACGAUUCGCUAGACGAGGCAGAGCUGCCCACAGAUGAGGCGGCUCCGCUGGAAGACAGCUCAGAGCUGCCGGCAGACGAUGGAGUCGAAGCCGGGGAGCUGGCGGCAGAGGAGCUGGAAGUGACAAUAAGCGUCGGCUGGUUGAUAUCGCCAGAAACGGUUGUUGUAGUGGUGCUCGACAAUAUCGGAGCCGCUCCACAUCCUGACUCACCCGGGAAAGAGGCUAGCGCGCAGUCGAAGGUGGUGCUGGUGCUGGUGCUAGUGAGAAUCGGUGCUACACCGCAGCCAGACUCGCCAGGAAACGAAGCUUGGGCGCAGUCAAAGGUUGUACUCGAAUUCGCGAAGGGUGCGGUCACGAAGGAGGUCGUAGUCGAGCUGGGUGGUGUGGUCGUAGACUCUGUCGUGGUCGUGGUAGUUGAGGCGGCGCCAGGUCCAACAUUGUUCGAAGCGGAUUGUCCAGCGGUGGCGCUGGGAUAG
This is a messenger RNA of Cyphellophora attinorum, 591 nucleotides long. RefSeq lists its product as uncharacterized. Lineage: Eukaryota; Fungi; Ascomycota; Eurotiomycetes; Chaetothyriales; Cyphellophoraceae. Bases 1 to 591 code for a protein of 196 amino acids. The record is from RefSeq and is a predicted model, not a curated record. The transcript has a single exon.